Linum trigynum is the source of this 699-nucleotide messenger RNA. NCBI's taxonomy places the organism in Eukaryota, Viridiplantae, Streptophyta, Magnoliopsida, Malpighiales, Linaceae. The record is from the annotation of a GenBank genome assembly.
AUGAUAGGUAAGCCGCUGUGGUUUGACCAAUCGACUAGGCUAGGCAGAAGAAUGGGAUUUCCCAAAGUUUGCGUUGAAAUGUCCAUAGAUUCGAAGUUUCCUGAGACUCUGAAACUGGUCCCUAACCAUAAGCCGGCAUUUGAAGUCAGUCUGGAAUAUUGCAAUAGACCAGUAGGAUGUCAAAAAUGCCGAGUGUUUGGCCAUCAGUGUGACAAUGUGGAAGAGGUAAGGGCUGAAGUUUGUAGUCAGGUCAUUGAGGGUGGGGAGAAUGCAACUGGAAGUGCUGGUCAGAUGAUCUUGGAUUCGAUACUGGCUUCAAAGGGCAAAGCUCAGGAGUCUGCUGAGGUUGCUUGUCACAACUUGAACAUUGCAGUGGCAAAUCUGGUAAAAUCGAUAGAACAGGGUGUGCUAUCUGAAUGGCAAAGGGUAGGCUCUAUUGAACUGCCAUCAGAAGGUGAAUUGCAGACAGCCAUGGUAGAACAAGUCACUUCUCCUGCAAGGGAGGCAUCCAUCACUCCAGUAACUAAUAGGUAUCAGAAUCUAGCAGUAGAAUCAUUUGAGGUGGGUAAUAUUUUGGUUAGCAGUCCAGUUUCUCAUAAUCUGGAUGAUUUUCCUGUGUUAGAAGGUGGUGGAAAAGGGAAGGGUAAACAAGGUAAGAAGGGGCCAGGUAGGCCUGCCAAACCUAAGCCUAAGAAAUGA